Molecule: messenger RNA, 351 nt
Organism: Microdochium trichocladiopsis
Lineage: Eukaryota; Fungi; Ascomycota; Sordariomycetes; Xylariales; Microdochiaceae
Exons: 3
Biological process (GO): mitochondrial DNA replication; positive regulation of helicase activity
Cellular component (GO): mitochondrial nucleoid
Molecular function (GO): single-stranded DNA binding
Source: RefSeq, a predicted model, not a curated record
GCCGCGCGUGCCUUCAGUACCACCGCCCGCCGCGAUAUUGCCAAGAUAACCAUUGUCGGCAACCUCGCCGCCACGCCAGAGCUCAAGGCCACCUCGACCGGCCGCGAGCUCAUCGAGUACGCCGUCGCCAGCAACAGCGGUCCCCGCGACAACCGCACCACCUCGUGGUUCCGUGUUGUCAGCUUCGCCCCCGAGGGUCCCCAGCGGGACUUCAUCACCAGUCUGCCCAAGGGUGCUACCGUCUACGUCGAGGGCGAUGCCUCAAUGAACACCUACACCGAUGCCGAGGGCAAGAACCGGUCGUCCCUGCGGAUCAUCCAGAAGAACAUGGAGGUCCUCCGCCGCCCCGCU